AUGAAGGUGGUACUCCUUUUGUUCUCUUUCAUUUUUUUCAUUACCAAAUGUCAUUGUGAAACUGAAGAUUAUAAACAGCUUCUAUUGAAGCUGGACAAGUUGGAGGCGCUGGUGGUGGAUGGCUACGAGCUCUUCCACAAAAAAAAAAUAGGACAAACGGAUAUUGAGGUAGAUAGCAGUUCUGAUGGAACUCGUGUUAAUCCUUUAGCUUACAAAAUAGUAGAUUUUGUGGGCAAGUAUUUGGCAUUACAACUACCUGGACAUGGCCACUUGCUACACAUGAUAAAAGAUUUGGCCUUGAACGUCAAUGGUCUAAAAUAUCUUGUGGAGAGCUACGAAGAAUUCAAUCAACUGAUGCACGUGGUAAACUUCAACUAUGAUUUGUUGAGAGCAAAACUCAACGACAUGUGUGCCCACGAGUAUUGCAAAAUACCCGAGCAUCUAAAAAUCACUGACAAUGAAUUGGACAUGCUAAAGAAAGUUGUGUUGGGUUAUAGGAAGCCCUUGGACAAUAUAAAGGACGAUAUUGGAAAAAUGGAGGCCUUCAUUAAUAAAAAUAAGCAAACAAUAACAAAAAUAAACGAGUUAAUUGCUGCGGAGAAUGUUAAAGCGUAUGGCCAAAACAACAACGGGGCUGUUAUUGUAGGUCAGUCAACUGAUGGUAAUCCAACUGUGAGAGGCAGUGCGGAUGCUGCUCGAAGUUCUGGUUUGCUUGAUAUUCCAUCAACUUCUACAAAUCAAGACUACAGCAAGCAGAAAACCGCUUACCAAGCCAUUUACAACAUCAUAUUUUACACGAACCAGCUAGAGGAGGCGCAAAAGUUAAUUGAAGUCCUGGAGAAGCGCGUGAAUGUGCUGAAGGAGCACAAAAGCAUCAAGGCGCUACUCGACCAGGUCGCAACAGAAAAGGAAAAUCUUGCUAAGAAUACUAAUACCAACACUGGAGAUGUAACAACUGUACAGCAAGAAGCCCAAGAUAAAAUUACCGACCUCGAGAAGCAAAUCAUAGCCAUUGCCAACACGGUGAACUUCGACAUGGGUGGUGUGUUCACCAACCCAGAGGAAUUGGACUACUACUUGAGGGAGAAGGCAAAGAUGGCCGGAACCCUAGUCACCCCCGAAAGCACCAAGUCCAUAAGCGCCCCAGGAAAAACAGUUCCAACCAUGAAAGAGACCUACCCACACGGAAUAACUUACGCUCUACCAGAAAGCACCAUUUUGGAACUGAUAGAAAAUAUUGAAUCUCAGGAAUCAUUUGGUGAUUUACAAAAUCCAGAUGAUGGACAGCAACCAAAUAAAGGAAUCAUCAUUAAUGCAGGCACGAGAAAAUUAUUGCUAGACAAAAUUAUGAAUAAAAUUCAAGAGGAAGAAGAGAAAUUACCUGCACUACAACAAGAGUACGACCAGAAAAUGAAGCUGUACAAACAAAAGCUUCAGGCAUUUCUCCCAUCACUUAAUUAUUUUUAUGAAGCAAGACUCCACAACACUCUUGUUGCAGAAAAAUUUGAUGAAUUUAAAACUAAUAGGGAGGCAUAUCUGAAGGAGAAAAAUGAAUUAGAGAAAUGCACCUACGAACAAAAUAUCAAUCUAAUUAACAAACUGAAAAAACAACUGACCUAUUUGGAGGACUACACCUUAAGGAAAGAUAUCGCUGAUGAUGAAAUUAAUUACUUUAGCGAUAUGGAGUGGAAAAUAAAGAACGAAAUUUAUGAGCUAGAUAGGGAAAUUCGAAAAAAUGAAAUCAAGCUCAUUGUGGACAAUAAGUUUGACUUCUCCGGGGUUCUGGAACUACAAGUACAGAAAGUGUUGAUGUUAAAAAAGAUAGAGGCUCUGAAAAAUGCCCAAAACCUUCUUAAGAAUGCCAAGGUCAAGGACGGCCUGUACAUUCCCAAGGUGUACAAGAGUGGAGACAAACCAGAGCCCUACUACUUGAUUGUCCUCAAAAAGGAGAUUGACAAAUUGAAGGACUUUAUCCCAAAAAUUGAGACCAUGAUCACCACUGAGAAGGCCAAGUCGGUCACGGCACCGGUAGUGAUCAAGGGACAAUCCCUUAGGGGAGCCAGUGAAACAAAGGAAACGACUACCACAUCCCUUGUGGGAGAUGCUGUAGCAGCAGCAGGACAAACACAACUAGCAGCAGCAUCAGCAGGACAACAAGGAACAGGACAAACAGCAACAGAAGGAUCAGCAGGACAAGGGGAACAAGCAGUAACAGAAACAGAAGAAACACCAACAGUACAAACAGAAAAAUCAGAACAAUCAGAAUCAGUAGUUGAAAAAUCAACACAUGAAACAACAACAACAGGAGGACCAACAGUUGAAGAAUCAGCAACAACAGAUAAACAACCAGUAGAAUCAGAAGCAACACAUGAAACACCUCCAGCAGCAAUAGGAGAAGGCGCACAAACAACAUCAUCACCAGAGGAACCAACAGAAGCAGAGGCAGAAGUACCAGCUCCUGGAAAAUCAGCAACAACAGCUGAAGAACCAGCACAAAAAACAGAAGCUCCAGCAGAUGCAGCAGCAGCAACGACACCUGCACCAGCACCCGUACCUGCAGUACCAACCAUGUCUAAACUGGAAUACCUCGAAAAGCUUUUGGAUUUCUUAAAAUCCGCUUACGCAUGUCACAAGCACAUUUUCCUAACCAACACCACCAUGAACCCUGAACUACUGACGCAGUACAAACUUACACCUGAUGAGAAAAACAUAAUUAAUCAAAACUCAUGUGAUGAACUAGACCUCCUAUUCAAUAUUCAAAACAAUUUACCAGCCAUGUACUCUAUAUAUGACACCAUGAUCAACGACCUACAGAACCUUUACAUUGACUUGUACCAGAAGGAAAUGAUUUACAACAUAUAUAAGAACAAAGACACGGAUACGAAGAUUAAGGCUUUCCUGGAAGCAUCCAAUAGCAAUGCGGCUGCGGCGGCUGCCCCUGCUUCUGCGGCACCCCCUACGGUACCCCCUACGACAUCCCCUGCGGUGGCCCCUGCUCAGUCAGCAGUAAAUGUCACUGAUAACGUUGUUACUAAUCCUGUAGCCACAACAACGACGACGACAACAGUAACUCCAGGUACCCAAGAUUCAGAUGCAACCAACACACAAACGACACUUCAAACGGAACAAAACGUAUCCGUGAGAGCUAGCAACGAGGAUGAACCCAAGGUCACUAUUGUACAAAUGGAAAAGCCUUACGACAGGUACUUAUCCCAAAUGGACACAUACAACGAUUAUUUCGCUAAGUUCCUCGAAUCUCAAAAAGAGAACAUCAAUAAUAUGAAUAAAGAACAGUGGGAAACAUUAGGUGCUGAAAUUGAACAACUGAAAGAAAAAAUACAAGUGUCUUUGGACCACUACGGAAAGUAUAAGCUAAAAUUAGAAAGAUUCAUGAAGAAGAAGAACAAAAUUUCUAAUAGCAAGGAACACAUUAAAAAACUCACAAGUCUGAAAAACAAAUUGGAAAAAAGAAAGAAGUUUUUGAAUAACCCAUCAAGUGUAUUAAAGAAUUACACCGUUUUCUUCAACAAGAAGAAGGAAGCAGAAAGGAAGGAAGUAGAAAAUACACUUAAGAACACCGAGCUUUUGUUGAAGUACUAUAAGGCACAAGCCAAAUAUUACAUAGGUGAACCCUUUCCAUUGAAGACCUUAAGUGAAGAGUCCUUGCAGAAGGAGGACAACUACCUAAACUUAGAAAAGUUUAGAGUGUUGAGCAGAAUGGAGGGCAGACUUGGAAAUAACAUCAACUUGGAGAAGGAAACCAUAACCUACCUUUCCAGUGGACUGCACCACGUCUUUACAGAACUGAAGGAAAUUAUAAACAACAAGAGAUACACUGGUAGCGACCACAAAAAGAACAGUGAAGCAGUUAAGAAGGCGUUGCAGGAAUACCAAGAUUUGCUCCCCAAGGUGGCCACUAAGGCAAGCCCUUCCUUACCAGCAGCACCAGCACAACCAGUAACACCACCAGUAACACCACCAGUAACACCAGCAGAAGAAACAGAAGAAUCAGCAGCAGAAGCAGAAGAAUCAGCACCCACAGCACCACCAGUAAAACAAGAAGCAGGACCAACGGCAGAGGCACCAGUAGCAGCAGAAACAGCAGCAGAAGCACCAGAACCAGAAACAGAAACAGAAACAGAAACAGAAACAGAAACAGGAGAAACACAAACACGUGAAGAAUCAGCAGCUGGAACAGUACAAACAACACCAGCGGCAGGAGGAGAAGGACAAACCGGACAGACAACACAAGACGUAAAAGCACAGGACUACGACGAAGUAAUCGCUCUCCCCCUGUUCGGCAACAACGAUGACGAUGGCGACUACGACGAGGAAGACCAAGUAACAACUGGUGAGGCAGAAAAUGCGCAGCCUGAAGUGAUCAUACCAGAAGGAAUAAGCGAGUACGAAGUGGUAUACAUAAAGCCAUUAGCAGGAAUAUAUAACACAAUAAAGAAACAACUGGCUAAUCACGUGGCCGCAUUCAACACUAACAUAAUUGACAUGUUAGAUUCUAGAUUGAAGAAGAGAAGCUACUUCUUAAGUGUGUUAGAAUCUGAUUUUAACCCAUUUAAAUAUUCCUCAUCCGGCGAAUAUAUCAUGAAGGACCCAUACAAACUGCUGGAUUAUGAGCAGAAGAAGAAGCUGCUAGGAAGCUACAAGUACAUCAGUGCGUCGAUCGACAAGGAUAUAGCCACCGCGAAAGACGGCCUAGCGUACUUCAACAAGAUGAGUGAAUUGUAUAAGAAUCACAUGGAUGCAGUGCAUGCACAUAUUCAAAGCAUAGAAAAGGGUGACAGUGAAACUGAUGGUGACCAAUUGAAUGCCAAGAAUGAAGAAGCGAAGAAAUAUCUGCCUUUCCUGAACAGCAUCCAAAAGGAGUACGAAACCCUCAUGAACAAGGUACACAUCUAUACGGACAACCUAAAAAAAUUUAUGAACAAGUACCCGAUUGAGAAAAAAGAAACUGAAAUUAUUGUGAACAAAUUGGAGAACUACACUAAAAUGGAUGAGAAGUUAGAGAUCUUCAAACAAUCCAAGAAAGAAACUGAUGUAAGAUCUUCUGGUCUGUUGGAAAAAUUCAAGAGCUCAAAAUUAAUUAAUGAAGAAGAGUCCAAGAAAGUAUUAUCCAAGCUGUUAAAUGUGCAAACUCAGUUGUUACAUAUAAGUUCCGAUCAUAAAUGUACAGAUACCGUUGUGCCUGAUAAUGCAGCCUGCUAUAGGUACUUGGACGGAACAGAAGAAUGGAGAUGUUUGUUAACCUUUAAAGAAGUAUCAGGCAAGUGUGUGCCAGCACCGAAUAUGACUUGUAUGGAUAACAAUGGUGGUUGUGCCCCUGAAGCUGAAUGUAGUAUGCCUGACAAUAAGGAAAUUGUGUGUAAAUGUACUAAAGAAGGUUCUGAGCCACUCUUCCAGGGAGUUUUCUGUAGCUCUUCCAGCUUCCUAAGCUUGUCGUUCUUAUUGCUCAUUUUGCUUUUCCUUCUUAACAUGGAGCUUUAA
Messenger RNA from Plasmodium fragile, 5499 nucleotides. RefSeq lists its product as uncharacterized. The record is from RefSeq and is a predicted model, not a curated record. Bases 1 to 5499 code for a protein of 1832 amino acids. Gene Ontology annotation, cellular component: membrane. Lineage: Eukaryota; Apicomplexa; Aconoidasida; Haemosporida; Plasmodiidae. The transcript has a single exon.